This is a messenger RNA of Lytechinus variegatus (green sea urchin), 4141 nucleotides long. RefSeq names its product succinate dehydrogenase assembly factor 3, mitochondrial-like. Gene Ontology annotation, cellular component: mitochondrion; mitochondrial intermembrane space. The coding region runs from base 28 to 387 and encodes 119 amino acids. NCBI's taxonomy places the organism in Eukaryota, Metazoa, Echinodermata, Echinoidea, Temnopleuroida, Toxopneustidae. The transcript is spliced from 2 exons. The record is from RefSeq and is a predicted model, not a curated record. Gene Ontology annotation, biological process: succinate metabolic process; mitochondrial respiratory chain complex II assembly.
GACUUUCGGUUUGCAUGUGAAAUCAAUAUGGCUGUUUCACAUGGAUCAGCUGUGAGGGCAUUGUAUAAACGGAUUCUUCAAUUACAUCGACGUCUUCCCUUGGAGAUGAAAGCGCUUGGAGAUGAAUAUGUAAAAGCAGAAUUUAGAAGACACAAGAAUGUCAAUUCUGAAGAAGUUCAAAACUUUAUGAAGGAAUGGCAGGGUUAUGCUGCAAUGUUAUCAGUUCAGACAGAAGGAGUGAAAUCUGAGGAAGAGAUCAAACAGGUUGGUUUGCAUAUAGAUGAAAAACAAUUAGAUGAUAUGAAUGACAUGCAGGUUGGACAGCUGUAUGAACUCUUUCAAGAAACUAAAAAGCCUUCUCAGUUUAUGCAGAAAGAAGAUUCAUAAAAGAGGAAUAAACAUGGAUUUGAAUUCUGUAAAACAGUAUGGACUGUAUUGUUGGACCAUCCAAGUCAUAUUUUCAACCAUGCAGAUAAAAUGAUUGUUUAAAGUGAGGAUAAUAUCAAAUUCAGCAGUGAAGGUGGUAUCUAUCUGGACAUUCUCAGGACAAUUAUAGUGAUGACUUGUGUAUUUUUUUUUCAAUUUCAAGUUGAUAGCAGUAGCUGUACAAUAUCACAAUUAUUUUGGAAUAUAUCAAGACAUUGAAAUUCACUGAUAUUGGAUUUUGUGAUGACACAAUGUAUCUUCUAGUCUUGUGUGUUUUCAGACCUCAAACCGUAUGAAAUUGUCAUAAUUGAGUGAGAACUAAACCCAGGAAUCCCCAAAUAUCACAGAAGUGUAUCAUCCAUUAAAUUCGUUUUCUCCUUUGAUUGCACGUUUUGUUUUCUGUUAGUUUUUUUUUAAGACAAAUGUACAGGUAUGCAAAAAAUUGUGAACAUCUUAAAUUUUCAAUGGAGUAUAAUGUAUGUCAGUUUAUUGUGAGAAAAUCAAAGUGUGCAAUAUCUUGCAGCCCUAAUGUUGUAGUAUUUUUUAAAUUAGUUGUUCAUAUUUGUUUAAAGAUAGUUUACCUUACCUGGAAGUUGUCAUGCACAAAUAUGAAAUUUCAAAUUUCUCAAAAGUGCUAAACUAACCACUUAUCUCUUUUUUCUCAUCUUUAUUAAUAAGGUAAAAAAAUUCCCUCAACUGUGCAAAAUGCUUUUUUGUUUCUUGUCUAUUUUCACACUGUUCACUCCUUUGUAUCCCAUUUUUAUAUCUCACGAGAGGUAUACAUGUAGACACCAAGAAAGUAUCAUUCAUCACUUUAUAAGGACAGUUAUUAAUUCUUUUGGUAGAUAUUGUUAUUUGAGUCAGCUAAAACUACUCAGAAAGCAAUUUGAUGUAAAUUGGAGCAAAAUCAAUCAAGCGUAAUGCCUAAUAUUUCAUCAAAAUCAGAUUGAAAAUGAAGUUUUUAUAUAAAUUUUUAAUAGUUUCCCGAUAACUUUUAAUGAAAAAUGUUAUGGUUUGUGAAUUAGAGAGUCACUGAUGUCACAAUUUUAUUUUAGUUUGUUACUUCACUUUGUAAAUAUUAAUAACCAUCAUUUAAUAUAUGUCUCUUUAUUAUUAAAUCUACCAAUAUAAAAUUGAAAUGGUAUUAACUGUAAUUUUAUUUCAUACAAAAGGCAUAGUGAGUGACAUCAUUGCUUCUCUUAUUUGCAUGGGAAUGUACCGUUACUGUUUUUUUUUAAUAAAGUCACAAGUGUUACAUGGAUUUUUAUAUUUUUGGUGUUGUGUUACUAGUGUACGAUGUUCGAUCCGUUGUUUAAUCAAUUAUCUUACGAACUUUGCCUUACGUGUUAAUGUAUUUUCAUCUUGUUUCAUGGACUUGCUUGAAAUUACAAGUAUGGUAUGAUUCAGGUGAAAUAUUUCUUUGAAAAAAUUAUUUGGAUGCUAAUAAGAUCUAUUUAUUUACAAUCUGCAUUGUUAUAAAUCUUAAUUUAUUGUUCAUGAGUUCAAGAAUGCAGGUGAGGUUGAGUUGAUGUUCAGUGAACUGACUUCAGUCGAGAUAAGCUGGGAUAAGAAUAUAAAUUCAAACUUGGAAAUACCUUCUUUCCAACAAACAUACACCUACACACCUUUGUCCGAGGACAAACAUUGGUCCUCCACUGUUCCUAGUCUUCACAUAGUUGAUGAAAUAUAAGGCACAAAUUAAGUUUCGACCUUUGAAGACAAUAAGUUGGGUUACAAAGGACCAUUAUUAACUGUCCUCAGACAAAUUAAUGAAUGACAUUUAAUUAACCUAUUGCAUUGAAGAUAUUUAAUGUGAAAGUCAACUUGGCAUCUAAUUGAAUCAAUGAAAUUGCUAUGCAGUAUAAGCACAGGAUGUAUAUAAAAAAAGAAGUAAAUAGAGAGUAAUAGUAUACUAUACCAGAACUUAUUUGUCACUAUUCUUAGGUUCCGUCCUAACUUUUAUUUCUAGAGACCAAGUCAGAGGCCGAAUAUUUUUAAUUUCUGGUGGACUGAAAUAAGGCGAGCACUUAAUACGCCCACCGGUAACGUGAAAAAUGGAGUUAUUGGUCAAGCAAGAAAAGUGGAAGGUGACGACUUCGCCUUUGACCAUAAAAUCAAUAGAAUUCCUGGGAUACACACCAAAUGAUAUGAGCCUAGCUAGGUUAAGUUAAACUGAAGUUAUCAUGUUUACUAGGAUUUCAGAAGGGUAAGAUGAAAACAUGUCACUGUGAUCUUGACCUUUUGACCUCAGAAUCUAUAGGCUUUCUGGGAUCCAUGCUAGUAUCAUGCACACUAAAUUAUAUGAGCCUAGUUUAAGUUAAAGUUAUCUCGUUUAAAAGGACUUAGAUGAAAAUAUGUCACUGUGAACUUGACCUUUUGACCACAAAAUCAAUAGGCUUCCUGGGAUCCAUGUACACACCAAAUUAUAUGAGCCUAGGUCAAGUAAGACUAAAGUUAUUGAGUUUACAAGGUCUUCAGAAGGGUAAAAUGAAAACAUUUCACUGUGACCUCGAACUCUGACCUCAAAAUCAAUAGGUUUCCUGGGAUCCAUACUAGUACAGUAUUAUACACGCCAAAUUAUAUUAGCCUAGACUAAGUUAAACUGAAGUUAUUGCAUUUACAAGGACUGCAGAAGGGUAGUAUCAUACACACCAAACUUAAGUUAUCGCGUUCACAAAGAAAUGUUAACUGUCGGACGGACACUGAGCGUGAUACCAUAAUACGUCCCAUAGGACAGGCAUAUAAAAAGUCCAAAAGAAAUCGAGCGGAAACGAUCAAUAUAUUGAUUGUCUCUUGCUUAUGUUCAAGUAUAUAUUACAAAAUUCAAAUUUUACUUACCCCUUUUAAAUCUACUUUGGUCCAACAAACUGGAAUUUUUCAUGACUGCUGGUGGCUGAACAUUAAUUGUGUAGCAGCCCCAGGCUACCAGACCAUCAAUUUUGCAUAGUUCUGAACAUAUGACACAAUAUCUCAUGAACAGAUGUACACAAUCAAACUGCAGAUGGUCUUAAAAUCACAUUAUAAUUUAGGGGGUAUAAAGUGGUACUCCCAUCUCAGACCAGUGGAUUGAAUAAAUAGAAUAAGUAGUAAACAAGCAAAAAAAUGGGAUUUAUUGAUAUUAACAAAUUUUUAGUUAAGUUACUUAAAGAUUGAGCUGACAAUGUCACUUAAGCAAUUGUGAAAUCUUGGCUUUGAAAAUUUGACCGUUUUCAAUUUCAUAUAAUAAUUUUGAUUUGAUUUAUUUACCAACAAUAUUCACAUGUUUACAGGUUAUAAAACAAAUUGCAUAACAGUUACACAUGUAUAAAAAUAUGAUGGUAAAUGGGACCAGAAAAUAGCACAAGUGCUAAUUGAGCCUGGCCCCACAAACAAGGUGAUUCACGAACCUUGAGUCUCGCCUAUUUCUUUAUCAAUAGAAUAUAUGCAAUAUGAUGUUUUCACCCUUAAAUGACUUUUGACCCCAUCAACCUCAUAAACACAUAUGUGGUAUUAUCACUCAAGGAUUAUUUGAACCAACAGUGAUAAAAAUUGAUGCAGAAAUAAGGAAAUGGCCAUCAUUAUCAUUACCUCACAUAUGGGAUUUAUUACCCAAGGAUCAUAUGCACCAAGUAUGAAUACAAUUUAUGCAAAAAUAAAGAAAUUAGAGCAAAUUGAACAAAAACUAACAUUUUGGUAACAGACAAAGUGGCUACUAGCUCUCUGCCUAAUUUCAUUA